Erinaceus europaeus (western European hedgehog) is the source of this 4548-nucleotide messenger RNA. RefSeq names its product DENN domain containing 1A (gene DENND1A). Bases 233 to 3436 code for a protein of 1067 amino acids. NCBI's taxonomy places the organism in Eukaryota, Metazoa, Chordata, Mammalia, Eulipotyphla, Erinaceidae. The record is from RefSeq and is a predicted model, not a curated record. The transcript has 24 exons. Gene Ontology annotation, biological process: endocytic recycling; endocytosis. Gene Ontology annotation, cellular component: cytosol; clathrin-coated vesicle. Gene Ontology annotation, molecular function: guanyl-nucleotide exchange factor activity; phosphatidylinositol phosphate binding.
ACGCGCGCCGGGGACCAUGGCGUUCGCCGGGCUGGAGCGAGUGCAUUAGCCCCAGUAGGCGGCGGCGGCGGCGGCGGCGAGGGAGCGAGCCUCGAUCGGGCGGGCCUAUCCUGAGGGAAGGGAGGAAGGGGCGGGGAGAGAGCACCAGAGGGAGGCCGGUCGGCCACGGGCGGGCGGGCAGGCAGCGCAGCGCCGAGCGGGGCCCGCGGGCCCAUGAGGAGGCCCGGGGACCAUGGGCUCCAGGAUCAAGCAAAACCCUGAGAGCACAUUUGAAGUGUAUGUUGAAGUGGCAUAUCCUCGGACAGGUGGCGUUCUUUCAGAUCCUGAGGUGCAGAGGCAAUUCCCGGAGGACUACAGUGACCAGGAAGUUCUACAGACUUUGACCAAGUUUUGUUUCCCCUUCUAUGUGGACAGCCUUACAGUUAGCCAAGUUGGCCAGAACUUCACGUUUGUGCUCACUGACAUUGACAGCAAGCAGAGAUUUGGGUUCUGCCGCUUAUCUUCAGGAGCGAAGAGCUGCUUCUGUAUCUUAAGUUAUCUCCCCUGGUUUGAAGUAUUCUAUAAGCUGCUUAACAUCUUGGCAGAUUAUACAACAAAAGGACAGGAGAAUCAGUGGAAUGAACUUCUUGAAACUCUGCACAAACUUCCCAUCCCUGACCCAGGAGAGUCUGUUCACCUUAGUGUGCAUUCUUACUUUACUGUGCCCGAUACCAGGGAACUUCCCAGCAUACCUGAGAAUAGAAAUCUGACUGAGUAUUUUGUAGCUGUGGAUGUAAACAACAUGUUACAUCUGUAUGCCAGUAUGCUCUAUGAACGCCGGAUACUCAUCAUUUGCAGCAAACUCAGCACUCUGACUGCCUGUAUCCAUGGGUCUGCCGCCAUGCUUUACCCCAUGUUCUGGCAGCAUGUGUACAUCCCUGUCCUGCCUCCACAUCUGCUAGAUUACUGCUGUGCUCCCAUGCCCUACCUCAUAGGAAUCCAUUUAAGUUUAAUGGAGAAAGUCAGAAACAUGGCCUUGGAUGAUGUCGUGAUCCUGAAUGUGGACACCAACACCUUGGAAACCCCUUUUGAUGACCUCCAGAGUCUCCCAAAUGAUGUGAUCUCGUCACUGAAGAACCGGUUAAAGAAGGUCUCCACGACCACUGGUGAUGGAGUGGCCAGAGCAUUCCUCAAGGCCCAAGCUGCUUUCUUUGGCAGCUACCGAAACGCUCUGAAAAUUGAACCAGAGGAACCAAUCACAUUCUCUGAAGAUGCCUUCGUGUCCCAUUAUCGCUCUGGAGCCAUGCGGCAGUUCCUGCAGAAUGCCACGCAGCUCCAGCUCUUUAAACAGUUUAUUGAUGGUAGAUUAGACCUUCUCAAUUCUGGAGAAGGUUUCAGUGAUGUUUUUGAAGAGGAGAUCAACAUGGGCGAAUAUGCUGGCAGUGAUAAACUGUACCAUCAGUGGCUCUCCACUGUCCGGAAAGGAAGCGGAGCCAUUCUUAAUACCGUAAAAACAAAAGCAAACCCAGCCAUGAAGACCGUCUAUAAGUUUGCAAAAGAUCAUGCAAAAAUGGGAAUAAAAGAGGUGAAAAACCGCUUGAAGCAAAAGGACAUCACUGAGAAUGGCUGUGCCCCCACCACAGAAGAGCAAUUGCCAAAGAUUACACCCUCCCCCCUGAUGGAGGCCAAGGAUGCCAAGCUCCGAGAUGAACGGAGGCCAAUCACUGUCCACUUUGGUCAGCCACAAAGACUCCGUCCCACUCGCCCGCCGCCUCCCAAGAUACACCGCUCAAGGCCCGUCCGCCCACCACGUCCACAUGUGGUUAAGAGACCGAAGAGCAAUAUCGCUGUGGAAGGCCGGAGGACAUCUGUCUCCAGCCCUGAGCACCUGGUAAAGCCCUUGCGACACUAUGCUGUCUUUCUCUCCGAAGACUCCUCUGACGAUGAAUGCCAGCGGGAAGAGGGCCCGAGCUCUGGCUUCACCGAAAGCUUUUUCUUCUCCGCUCCCUUUGAAUGGCCACAGCCCUAUCGGACCCUCAAGGAGUCAGACAGUGCAGAAGGUGAGGCGGAGAGCCCAGAGCAACGGAUGCGGGAGCCUGUGGGUCCAGCCCCAGUGCCACCUGACCGAGCUGCCAGCAUUGACCUCCUGGAAGAUGUCUUCAGCAGCCUAGAAAUGGAGGUCCCACUGCAGCCACUGGGUCAAGCCAAGAGCUUGGAGGACCUUCGGACGCCCAAGGACCUUCGGGAGCAGUCAGGGACCUUUGAUUAUCAGAGACUGGACCUGGGCAGAAGUGAGAGGAGCCGUGGGAUGCCAGUGACCUUGAAGCUCACCCAUCCCUACAACAAACUCUGGAGUCUGGGCCAGGACGACAUGGCCAUCCCCAGCAAGCCCCCGGCUGCUUCUCCUGAGAAGCCCUCAGGCCUACUCGGGAAUUCCCUGGCUGCACCACACAAACCCCAGAACCAGGGCAGCAUUCUGAACCCCAGCAACAAGGAGGAAGUGCCCAUCCCCACCCCAGGCAGCAUCACUAUCCCUCGGCCUCAGGGCAGGAAGACCCCGGAGCUGGGCAUCGUGCCCCCACCUCCCACUGCUCGCCCCACCAAGCUCCAGGCUGCCAGUGCUGCCCUCGCCCUUGGUGACUACUCCUCUGAGCAGGAAAGGCGAGCCUCCCUGAGCCCAGCCCCGGCCCCCAGCCCCCUCCCCAGUACUAUCGCCCAAGGCCCCACCGAACUGCUCCAGCCACUCAGCCUGGCCUCGGGGGCUGCAGGCACAGGUAGUGAUGCCCUGCUUGCCCUCCUGGACCCUCUCAGCACAGCCUGGUCAGGCAGUACCCUUCCACCAGGCCCCACAGCCCCAAAUGUAGCCACCCCAUUCACCCCUCAGUUCAGCUUCCCCCCAGCAGGGACCCCUACCCCAUUCCCACAGUCAUCACUCAACCCCUUUGUUCCGGCUGUGCCAGCAUCACUGCCCACCAUGCCCCUGGUCUCUACACCAGUUGGGCCUUUUAGGGCUUCUCCAGCUUCCCUGGGGCCAACUUUUGCACCCAGCCUCCUCCUGUCCAAUUCUGGCUUUUGUGCCCCACUUAGAUCUCAGCCCAACCUGUCUGCCCUCUCCAUGCCCAACCUCUUUGGCCAGAUGCCCAUAGGUGCCCACACCAGCCCCCUGCAGCCACUAGGCCCUCCCACAGUCGCACCCUCAAGGAUUCGAACAUUGCCCCUGGCCCGCUCAAGUGCCAGAGCUGCUGAGGCCAAGCAGGGUCUGACCCUGAGGCCUGGAGACCCCCCACUCCUUCCUCCCAGACCUCCCCAGGGUCUGGAGCCAGCACUGCAGCCCUCUGCUCGAGAGGCCAGAGACCCCUUUGAGGAUUUGUUACGGAAAACCAAACAAGAUGUGAGCCCAGCCCCAGCCCCCAGCUCGGUGGAGCAGCUCCGGAAGCAGUGGGAGACCUUCGAGUGAGCUGGGCCGCUGAGGCCUAACCCAUGUGCUGCCCACUGCUGUGGCUCCAGGCUGGCCCUCUGCUUCCCCGGCCGCUGUUUCUGCCCAGGCUCCGCCAGUAGGAAAGGAAGGGAGCAGUUUUUGCUGCUCCCUCCCAUCACUGCCCAUUGUUGGGAUCUGGCCACCACUUAUGUUCUAGGAAUCCACCUAGCCUUGGGCACCUGUCCCACCUGCCACCACCACACCUCCUGCCCCACCUCACCCCCAAGCACCCCUAAUUGGGUUUUGCACUAAAGUGGUCGGCAGGGCUGAUUAUUUGGCUCUGGAAUGUUCUACCAGGAGCUGCAAGGCCCUGCAGGGCUUUGCCUCCUGAGCCCUGCUCUCCUGACCAACUGUAGCCCAGCCCUGCAGAUUCUACCACAAAGGGUGCAGGUGUCAGUGGUUUGGAGUCUGAAUAAGCAACCUCUGCCCCCCAUCCCCACCCCAGUUAAGAGUCUCUACCUGGGGGCAUUUCCAAACCCCCUUUAGCAAUACACAAUCAUCCUUUCAUGAGUCUCCAUCCCACCUCCAAACACCCACAAACUUGUUUCUACCCUGGUAGGAAGUUGGGGGUUGAGGCAUUGUCCUUAGGACCCCUCAUGGUAGCCACACCCAGCCUGCCCUACCUGGGAGCUGGGAGCACCAGCAGCUGUGAUUUGUAGAAGACAAAACAGCAACAGGGAAAUCUAAGUGCACUGGGUGCAGCCCCUCAUCCUCCUGUCAGGUGGAUGUGGGUGGUGGGCAGAGCAGAGGAGCUAGAUUCCCACUGGCAGGCCACACCUAGCUCCAGACUGACGCAGGGGCCACAGCCACCCAGACCCCUGGUCAGGAGCGGGCAGAGGUGUAGAGACUUACUUCAGACCCCUAGAGAGUGGACAGACUUGGCUGCCUGCCGCCAGGAAACUGGAGGAGGACUAGGAUCCUCUCCUCCCCGCCCACCUGCCUCUCAAUUCUCGCCAGCACAGAAAUUCCUGAGGCCAACGUCACCAAAGCUCAAUUGAAAUGUUUUGUUAUUGUUUCUUUUAUCUUUCUUUCUCUCUUGAUUUGAUGAAUCUUGAAAUUGACUAGUUUCAAUAAACCAAGUUAAAAUAUGA